CCUUCCCAAGCAGCAAGGGAAAUUGAAUUGACAAGAUGGUGCCCACCUCUUCGCGCGCGCUCUUCCUUCUCCUGCUGCUCUUCGCCUGCCCCGAGUCGCGGGCUUCCCAGAACUGUCUCAGCAAGCAGCAGGUCCUCACUACCAUCCGCCAGUUGCAGCAGCUGCUGAAGGGCCAGGAGACCCGCUUCGCUGAGGGCAUCCGCAACAUGAAGACCCGGCUGGCCGCACUGCAGAACUCUGUGAGCAGGGUGGCCCCAGAUGCCCCUCCAGUUUCCUGCCCAGCUCUGAAUGCUCCUCCAGACGGCAGGAAGUUUGGAAGCAAGUACCUAGUGGAUCAUGAAGUCCAUUUUACCUGCAACCCUGGGUUCCGGCUGGUAGGGCCCAACAGCGUGGUGUGCCUUCCCAAUGGUACCUGGACAGGGGAGCAGCCCCACUGCAGAGAUAUUAGUGAAUGUUCCAGCCAGCCUUGUCACAAUGGUGGAACGUGUGUAGAAGAAGCCAACCAGUACAGAUGCAUCUGUCCUCCAGGAAGGACUGGGAGCCUCUGUCAACAUCAGGUUCAGACUGCGGCCGCGGAGGGCAGCGUGGCCGGCGACCCCGCCUUCAGCCGCGCGCCGCGCUGUGCGCAGGUGGAGCGGGCGCAGCACUGCAGCUGCGAGGCGGGAUUCCACCUGAGCGGCGCGGCCGGCGGCGACAGCAUCUGCCAGGAUGUGAAUGAAUGUGAGCUGUACAGGCAGGAGGGACGCCCCUGGCUCUGUAUGCACGCCUGUGUGAACACCCCAGGCUCCUACCGCUGUGCCUGUCCCAGUGGAUACCGGACCCUGGCUGACGGGAAGAGCUGUGAAGAUGUUGAUGAGUGUGUGGGACAACAGCACGUGUGUCCCAGCGGGACCAUGUGUGUCAACACUGGGGGAGGCUUCCAGUGCGUCAGCCCUGAAUGCCCCGAGGGCAGUGGCAACGUGAGCUAUGUGAAGACAUCUCCCUUCCAGUGUGAGCGAAAUCCUUGUCCCAUGGACAGCAGACCCUGCCGCCAUCUGCCUAAGACCAUCUCCUUCCACUACCUCUCUCUGCCCUCCAACUUGAAGACGCCCAUCACACUCUUCCGCAUGGCCACAGCCUCAGCUCCUGGCCGACCUGGGCCCAACAGUCUGAGGUUUGGGAUUGUGGGUGGGAGCAGCCGUGGACAUUUUGUGAUGCAGCGCUCAGACCGGCAGACAGGGGAACUGAUCCUCAUCCAGACCCUGGAGGGGCCUCAGACGGUGGAGGUAGAUGUUGACAUGUCAGAAUACCUGGAACGCUCCUUCCAGGCCAACCACGUGUCCAAGGUUACCAUCUUUGUAUCCCCCUAUGACUUCUAG
This is a messenger RNA of Castor canadensis (American beaver), 1358 nucleotides long. RefSeq names its product fibulin 7 (gene Fbln7). NCBI's taxonomy places the organism in Eukaryota, Metazoa, Chordata, Mammalia, Rodentia, Castoridae. The record is from RefSeq and is a predicted model, not a curated record. Gene Ontology annotation, molecular function: calcium ion binding.